Molecule: messenger RNA, 1928 nt
Organism: Corticium candelabrum
Lineage: Eukaryota; Metazoa; Porifera; Homoscleromorpha; Homosclerophorida; Plakinidae
Product: apoptosis regulator R1-like
Exons: 4
Coding region: 1255-1926 (223 amino acids)
Biological process (GO): extrinsic apoptotic signaling pathway in absence of ligand; regulation of apoptotic process; intrinsic apoptotic signaling pathway in response to DNA damage
Cellular component (GO): mitochondrial outer membrane
Molecular function (GO): protein heterodimerization activity; protein homodimerization activity
Source: RefSeq, a predicted model, not a curated record
AAUAUAUGUCGUUUUUGAUAGAAGUCACUGGAGAUGUCGGCGUGAUCGCAAGAAAUCUAGGAAAUGUCAACGACAGUUUUUUCGGUUACCGUGUGUGUCAUAAUAAUAGUAAUAUCCGAAACCUUGUCAACUCCAACAGGUCGCAUCAGAAGAUACGAAGACGGAGAAGACUACGAUAUGAGACUGUAUGACGACUCCGAAAUCUAUGGCUCCGACACCGACGACAACGAUUUGCAACGCGACACGUUCGAGCUGCCACUCGAAUCCAACGGAUCAGAACUAAUCGAAAUGGAUCGAACAGAAGAAGAGUUACAGACUGACGAAUCGAAGCACGACCAUUCCAGAAAACACAAAACCGAGUCUAACAAGGGCGGUGUAUACAGUUCGGAAAUUGAUUCACGUGACGCGUUAAACGAAGAACAGUUUUCAAACAUUUCCAACGGCAUUAUUGUCGUUGAUAAGAGCGUCAGCGACAAGAAGACUGCUUCUAGAGCAACAAAUUCAAAAAACCUCGCGUCGGGUCGACAAAUUCGACAGUCGCAACCAAGAAGCGACGCUCAGACUGUUGACAUAAAGAAGAAAAAACAAGAAAAAAGGAAACGAGCAAAUAAACCUAAACUUAGGUUAUUCGUAGAUAAAGAAGCGAGUCUACAAUCGCGCGAUCACGUGAGCGGUCUCGGAAACCAGACCGUCGGUACCGGUAGAUACCGCAAUGACAAAAAGGAAUGACAGAGUAUACUGUGCAUGCGUGCUCUCCAUUAUCCUACUACUCAAGACUCUCAACUGUUACAAGAUAAAAAAAUCGUUUUAAGACCGUCCUGCUGCGCAACAUGUCAGCUACAAACCUAGCAGUGGUCGUCUAGACAAUACAAAGAAACGUUUGCCGGCGUUGGGUUUCCAUUGUCAUCAAUCUGUCUGCUAGUUUGCAUUGAUAUUUUGGAUGCACUAUGUCAUACAACUAUAUUUAGGAUAGAACUCUACACUCCCAACAUCCAAUUAUCAAUACUCCCGCCAUCAAUUUCAAGUAUACACUCAACAGCGCACUCCAUAACCCCAUCAAGUAACGUAAUCAAUCGCAUAACUAAAAAAGAAAUGUAGAAAAUUACGCUAAAGCUGCUCACCUUACGCUGCACAUAUCUGCCUAAGUAAUAUCUGCGUAAGUAAAUAGUGCCGCCCUACUCCACCGCAUUCCAUGCAUUGGUAUGUCUAAUUUGCUGUGAGUCACUCAGUGUAUGAGCUUUUGUUUGCUUGGCCAUGGCUGCUACAGCUGUUUUCUCAUCUCCGGCCAUGCACCGGCUGUGUUCAAGCCUCGAAUCUUCAGUAGACAGCCCGACAACUCAACGGAGAGAGCUGAAGUACGAAUGCCAAAGCAUAGCUCACUUCUGCAUCUACAACAAGCUCAAAACGCACCCUCUCGCACAAGCCGGCAGUCUGGCAAUACCGCCUGUGGGGCAGAUAUCGCCGAGCAUGCACAGAGUUGCCAAGGUUGUUCAGAGAGUAGCCGGCGAGGUGGAAAAACGAUACAACACUCAAUUCAACGACAUGUGCUGCAAGCUGCGACUGACUACGACUACAGCGUACGCCACAUUCGCUGCGGUGGCGAACGAAAUGUUCAGUUCGGGCGUCAACUGGGGGCGUAUAGCGGCGCUCUUCGCCUUUGUUACGUCGCUCGCGUGGAGUUUGACGGAGCGCGGUCAUAUCGGUGUCGUUGAGAGAAUGCCUGACUGGGUUGCUCAGUUUGUUGAAAAGAAUGUGGGAGAGUGGAUUGCGAGCAAAGGAAGCUGGAACGCCUUCGUUCAAGAAUUCGAGAGGAAAUGCCCAGACGAGAUUACCUAUGACAUUGAGAACACCGACUGUGGUCUGACAAAGUUGAACAUCGCCACUCUAUUUGGUCUCCUCAUCGCCACAGCUUUCCUGACAAAAUAAAA